UCCAGGCUCACACACCGGGUCCAUUGUCAUGGCGAUGACAUCAUCACUCUGUACCAGUGGGGAAGAGCUCUGGUUCCCACUGCUGAUGAGAGCAGCAGACUGAGCUGCUGGAGGAAAAACAAACCGCUUCAAAAUGGGCAUCAACGCUGUAACCAUGGUAACAGUUCUGCUCGUCUCUUUGACCCCUUCCUUCACCACACAAGUGGGCCUCAGUGAGAAGGUCCUGGUCUUCCCCUAUGAGACGGACUUCAGCUUCGUGGCUCUGAUCCCGCAGAAGGAGAUGGCGCUGCGGGCCUUCACGCUCUGCAUGCGGGUGGCCACCGAGCUGCCCGAGGAGCGUCAGAUCAUCCUGUUCGCCUACCGCACCGCCGACUACGACGAGCUCAACGUGUGGCGCGAGAAGGACGGCCGCGUCUCCUUCUACCUGAGCGGCGACGGCGUCUUCUUCCGCCUGCCGCCGCUCAGCACCUUCCGCACCAGCCUCUGCCUCACCUGGGAGUCGCGCUCCGGCCUGGCCGCCUUCUGGGCGGACGGCAGGCGCAGCACCUACCAGGUGUACAAACCGGGUCACAGCGUGCGGCCCAAGGGCACCGUGCUGCUGGGCCAGGACCCGGACAAACACCUGGGCGGCCUGGAGGCCACGCAGAGCUUCGUGGGCGAGAUGACGGACGUCAACAUGUGGGACUCUGUGCUCUCCCGGAGCCUGAUCCAGGCCUGGCACUACGGACACAAAGUCCCCAAGGGGAACAUCUUCGACUGGGCCAGCGUGGAGUACGAGCUGAGCGGCAACGUGCUGGUGGUGGACGACGACUGACGAGAUGCGGGGGACCCGGCGGGCCGAGGUCCGGCUGUGGAGGGCAGCGCCGCGCUGCUGCUGCUGGCGCCGGCCCUGUGGUGGUACGCAGGAGGAUUAGGGCCGGUCUGGGUGGAAUAAAAACACACACGACAUUUACACCAAAAAAAACUCAGCUUCAAAAGUCAAAAACUGACUUGAAAAGAAAUUUGAAGAUUAACUUGAGAAAUUUUCUAGGAAAAAAAAUUGGAAAAUGGAAAUUUGACUUUCAAAAGUUAAAAAUGUGAUUAAAACUCCCCAGAAAAUGGUAAUUUUCAAGAAAAGAUUUGUAAAUUUCUCAGUUUGAAAAGUUGAAAGUUUGCUAGAAAAGAAAACCAAUCUCAGAAAUUUUAGAAAAAUCUUCUGAGUUUCAAAAGUCUGAAAUGUUCACAGAAAGUUUUUAAUUAAUCUCAGAAAUUUUGAAGAAAAAACAUGGAGACUUGUGAGUUUGAAAAGUCAGAAAUGUUUACAGAAAUGUUUACAGAAAUCCAAGAUUUUUUCUGGAAAACAAAUAUGGCUGCCCUGAAGUGUUACAUACAUGUUACAUGUUCCUACAUGUUACAUGUAGAAACAUGUAACAUGUAGGAACAUGAAUCAAACAAAAAAACAAACAUAUUGGCAAAAAUACUUUCAAAUUGACAUUUUCCAUCUUUGCCUUUUAAUUUUCAUUUUUCAGAUUUUCUUCACUUGGUAACUUUGAGAUCAAUUAAUACAAUAUAACGCUUUUAAUCUUUACUUGAAUAUCCUGCUUCUAUUAAACUAUUAAUUUCAGAUUUUAUAAUUCCAGAUUUAUGAGUAAUGAUUGGAAAAGAUGUGAAACAUUUUAAUCUACAUUAAUGCUUCAUUUGUUCAAUGUUUACUGAUUUUUAGUUUCUAAGGAGUCAUUGAUAGCAAGCUAAAUAUUGAGCUAAUUAUUUAGCGGCAAGCUAAAUAUUUCUUUAACUAUUUAAAUCAUAUCAAACCAGAAUGGGUCACUCCUUUCUCUAAAACAGCUGCGUUUUCUAACCAGGUUUAAUGGAUGGAUGUUUGGAGUUAGAAUCACUGCAGGGGCCACAAAUGGCCCCCAGGCCACAUGUUGAACAACCCUGUUUAUUUUCUGACUUUAAAACUUGCCAGGUUAAUAAAGCUGUCUCUGUACUAAAUACCGUCUGCUACUCAUUAACUUCUGCUUUUAUUUAUUUAUUUUUGAAUCUGUAAAAGAUAAAAAAUAAAAUCAUUCCUAAAACUUUGGCUUUUAUUCAAAAUGUUUCGUUUCAUUGUGCUGUUAAGGCUGUCAUACCAGAGGCGUCCACCGGAGGGCACUCUGGACUUGGCCUCAUAAAAUAAUGACUUCUUUCAUCCUGUCUACAUGUAACAAAAACUGGAACCAUAAAAAAGUGCUUUUAUGCAAACUGUAACCAAUCUGUUCAUUUUCUGAAUCUAAAUACAUUAAAAUGUAAAAUAAGAAAAACAUUUCUAAAAUGAAACGGUCCAGAUGGAAUUAUACAUUUGUUUUGAUCAAACUGCCUCUUAAUAAAAUCUGUAUAUAUAA
Molecule: messenger RNA, 2363 nt
Organism: Gambusia affinis (western mosquitofish)
Lineage: Eukaryota; Metazoa; Chordata; Actinopteri; Cyprinodontiformes; Poeciliidae
Gene: crp1
Product: C-reactive protein 1
Exons: 3
Coding region: 134-814 (226 amino acids)
Source: RefSeq, a predicted model, not a curated record